This is a messenger RNA of Clavispora lusitaniae ATCC 42720, 618 nucleotides long. RefSeq names its product 5-formyltetrahydrofolate cyclo-ligase. Gene Ontology annotation, cellular component: mitochondrion. The record is from RefSeq and is a predicted model, not a curated record. Gene Ontology annotation, biological process: folic acid-containing compound biosynthetic process; tetrahydrofolate interconversion. Gene Ontology annotation, molecular function: 5-formyltetrahydrofolate cyclo-ligase activity. Lineage: Eukaryota; Fungi; Ascomycota; Pichiomycetes; Serinales; Metschnikowiaceae.
AUGUCCCAAAAAUUGGCCAAGAAAUGUUUAAGAACAUAUAUUCAAGGAAAAUUAAACAAAGUUAAGGAAGAAAGUGUGAAGGCACAAUCCAGAUAUAUUUUUGAUACCAUUAUGAAGAAUCCAAAGUUUCAGGAAGCACGCUCAAUUGGGCUCUACAUGAGCAUGCCGCAGGUUGAAGUAGAUACGAUGCCCCUUAUAGAACAUUGCUUUGAAAACGACAAGAAAGUCUAUUUACCCAAAUGUGUAAAUCAAGUGGAAGAAUCACGCAGAUCAAGACAUAUGAAAUUACUAAGCGUUUCAACUAUGGACGAAGUGAGAGCAUUGCAACCAAAAGGGAAGUAUAAUCUCCGAGAACCAGACUCAGGAGAGGAUGUAAUGGAUCAAGGUGGGUUGGACUUCCUUGUUGUCCCGGGCCUAGCGUUUUCUAGGGCAGGAAAAAGGCUUGGUCAUGGUGCUGGUUACUAUGACGAAUUUUUGAAUGCGUACGAAGCCAGAUUCGGUCAGCUUCCGUACUUAGUAGGUUUGAGCUUACAGGAACAGUUGGAAGAAAGCAUACCUACAGAGAGUCAUGAUAAGACACUUGAUAAAGUUAUUGUCGGAGAAGCUGAACAUUAUUAA